AUGGGUUCUUUUUUUUCGGUUAUGCGAUUGAAAUUCAAGCUUACCAAAUCCAUCUACGACUACACUAUUGACAAAAAGUACUUCUGGAAAAUUCUGAUCAAUAUCAAUCCUUAUGUUAUCAUUUUUCUUCUCUUCUUUCAAAACAGACCAUCCGCAGCAGCUUCUAAUUCCACGAGAUCAAGUCCCAGAUCUUUUUUCUUGAUCUCCAGGGCUUCUAGCUUCUCAACCAGCGAGUCCUAG
Molecule: messenger RNA, 240 nt
Organism: Cotesia congregata
Lineage: Eukaryota; Metazoa; Arthropoda; Insecta; Hymenoptera; Braconidae
Source: the annotation of a GenBank genome assembly